GCAGGAAAGCAUCGUUUUUGAUUGACAGGCAGUCUGUCCAAUCAGAGAUUCGGAAACGUUGACACUACCGCAAUGGGCGGGGCUUCGCAUCACACGAAUGGAGGCGACCAGCGGGCAAACGUUUCAUUUCACUCAAUGGAACGUGAUCUCCAACGGACACUUUUUCAAAUUUCCGCAUUUCCACGCUACGGACGUUGACGCGGCGCUGACGGGGGGGAACAAAGAGGCACGCGCCUAGGAGAGACGACGGGGCGAUGACCACGCGAGGGAUCGUCCAACGAGAGUAAAUGAGAGAGGUGUGCUCUGCAUUGAUUGGACCCAGCACUGAAGUUUCAGAUCAACACAUCAUCACCUGUCAGUCAUCAUCUUUCAUGAUACACUUGCAGCCUACAUAAGACAAAACACUCAUUUUAGUACCAGCAUGGCCGAGCAUGAGCAUGCAGCAGCAGCAGCAGCAGGAGGAGGAGGAAGAGGCGGAGGGUGUGUAUGUGGAGCACCAGUACAUGUGCAGCGAGUGCCACCAGCUCUUCAACACCCUGGAGGACGUGCUGAUCCAUCAGCAGAUCCACACCGGCCAGGAGGUGGAAGGCGAGGCGGGGGAGGUCAUGACCAUCCAGGGUCUCGCGGAGAUGGGGCAAACCCAGCAGUACCAGUGUCUGGAGUGUGGGGCGCUCCUCAUGAACCCUGAGGAGCUGCUGCAGCACCAGGAGAUGCACAUGAGAGAGGCGGGGAUGGAGGUGGGGCAUCAAGAGCUGUGUGAGGUUCUGGAGACAGAGGAAGGGUCUGAGGAUCAGAUGUCUGGACCCAUUCAGUACCAGUGUCUAGACUGCCUGGCUCUGUUUGACUCACCUGAGACCUGGCUGGAGCACCGGCGGACCCACAGUAGGAGCAGCACACACAGCAACACAGAGACCGUGGAGUAUGUGCUGCAGCCGGACGGCACCAUCACUCCACUGAACAACAUGCAGAACUACGUACUGAGUGAGCAGCAGGCUGGAGAGAUCCUGGCCCAGGUACUCGCUCAGCAGCAGCAGCAGCAGCAGCAACAGCAGCAGCAACAACAACAACAACAGCAACAACAGCAACAGAAGAAACGUCAGUCCGGCUCCAAACCUGCUGCAUCCUCCCGUUCCGCCCUGAUGCCUCCGGUGACGGCCAUCCCCGGCUCUGCCACCAUGCACCUGCAGAUUCUCACGGCUCAAGCUCUGGCGGACAACUCCACCUCCCCCGGGCAACGCCGCUCCAAGCUGCCCCCUCUGUUGCCUGCAGUGGGCCGAGGCUCUUCUGGAAAGCUGGGGGUCCUGGAGAACGGGGACCAGAGACUGGAGUUAAGGUUUGCCUCCAGUGUCCAGGAUGACACCCAGCAGCAGCAGCAGCCAACAGAGGUGGUGGUCAUCCACCCGUAUGAGUGCUCAGAAUGCUCCCUUCUCUUCCAGACCCCAGAGGACUUCCUCCAGCACCAGGGAGAGCACUUCCUGGGUCAGGACAAGGAGAGCGGAGAGCCAGGAGUCAUGAGUGGCUUCGAGGAGGCGCGAGGGAGGGAGGAGGCAACAGAGAAGGUGGAGGACGUUAGGAUUAGGGUAGUGGAGAAGAAGGCAGCGGUCUGGGCCAAGUCCCAACAGUGCGAGCUCUGCAGUCGCACCUUCACCUCCGUCAACCGGCUGGCUGCUCACAAACGCGUGCACGAGCAGGGAACGCACGAAUGUCCGGAGUGCGGCAAGGUGUUCAAGAAGGCGACGUCACUGCAGACGCACAUGCGCACACACUCGGGCGUGGCCAGGUACUUGUGUGUGGACUGUGGCAAUGGCUUCACCACUGAGAUGACCCUUAUCAUGCACAGGAAGUCCCACAUUGCAGAUCCUCUUCACAAGUGUCAGUUCUGCAACAAAACCUUCACCAACAUGACCAAGUACCUCUACCACCGUAGAACCCACCUCAACCGCGAUACCUCUGGCACACGCCCCGUCUCCAUGGCCUCAGCUCCAAUAAGAGCAUCUCUCUCUGCACUCGCCAUCCUGCAGAGAGCAAGAGAGAAGAAUUCUCUCGCUGACGAGGCAAAGAGCAACCUGCUGGCCCCUCUCUCAGAGGACGAGAUGGAAAAAAUGGGGGACGACCCAACGCAAAGUUCUCAGAGCAAAGUGGUAGGAGGUGAAGUGGAGAAGCAAGUGGAGGACAACAACAUGGAGGUGACUGCCCCACCUGAAGACAACACCAAUGACCCCCAGCAGGUGGAGGACGCCACCAAGCCUGACUUGGCUACAGACCCCGCUCCCCAGGAUGACGCUGGUGUUUCGGUCACAGCUGAAGCUGCCUCAGCUGCCUCAGCUGCACCACCCGACAAAGGGCCUUUUUCCUGUCGUUCGUGCUCUAAGACAUUCUCCUCCCAGCUGCAGCUCGUUCACCAUCGACGCAAGUCCCACGUCACGGAGCGCAGCUUCGUUUGCGGCAUCUGUGGCAAGUCUUUUAAGAAGCAGAUCCACGUGCGCAACCACAUCCGCAUCCAUACCGGGGAGCGGCCCUUCCAGUGCGCCGACUGCGGCAAAACCUUCUCAUCUCUUGCCAAUCUGAUGAGGCAUAAUCUCAUCCACUCUGGUGUGCGGCCGUACCGCUGCGAUGUCUGCCACCGCUCCUUUUCACAGUCCUCCAACCUCCGUCAGCACAGCCUGCUGCACGCCAACGCCGCCACUCUGAGCUGCCCGGACUGCCCUGCCACCUUUCGCUGGCCCACCAAGUUGGCAGCACAUCGCUACACUCAACACCCGGGGGCCCCGGCCCCUUUCCCGUGUCCCCACUGUGAGGCCGGCUUCCUGACCAGGAGACAACGAGACAGCCACUUUCUGGAGCAGCACCCAACGCUGGUUCAGGCUGAUAAGGGGACUGAAACCGACAACCAAGCAGAGUUGGGCAAAGAUCUGACCUCAGUGCCGUCCACCUCAACCACAGCAGAGACAGAAGCCAGUCUCGUGCGGGGGGGUCUAGACUGUAAUAUUUGCGGGAAGAAGCUCAAUUCUCCCGCCAAUCUGCGUCUCCACAGACUGAGCCACUUCGCCUUAGGCCCUGGGCGGCCGCGGUGCACCACCGGUAAACGGCCCAAAGCGCACCAGUGUCUUAUCUGUGGCAAACUGUUUGUGUCUUCCUCCGGAGUCGCACUUCACCAGCGAGUCCACACCGGUGAGCGCCCGUUUCCUUGCCAAGUGUGUGGCAAGCGCUUCCGUCAGAACACACACCUGCGGGAGCACCUGCGCACGCACUCGGGCGAGCGGCCGUUUCGCUGUGAGGUGUGUGGAAAGGGUUUCAUCCAGAGCAUGCACCUGGCCGAGCACCGUCGAACGCACACAGGCGAACGGCCGCAUGUGUGUCCGCAGUGUGGCAAAGCCUUCAAGACCUUCUCCAACCUGAGGAACCACAAAAAGACCCACGCCAGGCAGCAGAGGCUGGACGAAGAGGCUGCCGUCCAAGUCGCCAUGGAGACCAGCUCGGCUGUGGCAGUGGACGCUUCGGUGGUGGAACUAGCUAACGGGCAGCCUCAGCUCAUCCAGAUCCAAACCUCAGAUCUUCAGCAGACGCAGGGCACGCCCACUAUCAUGUGUAAUGAGUUUGGGGAGACCAUAGCCAUCAUUGAGACCAGUGAGGGAGGAGCGCUGCCUCUGGAGCAGGCCUUGGAGAUCUAUCACACAGCUUUGGAGAACGGCCUCGCCAUGGAGACAGUCGCUAUGGACGGACUGCAGCUGCUCUGAGAACGAGUUUAAGUGGACAGAAAUAAUAGACUUUAUUCUUCCAAAUUGAUGAGUUCAGUAUUCAUCUUAAUACUGACUAACAAAGAAUAAUUGACUACUGAGAGGUUGAGUAUCUCGUCCAGACUUACUGGAGCCAGAUAAUUAUGUACUGGACAAAAUGAAUAUGAAGUUCAGCAGUCAGACCAAAGUAAUUCAUCCUCCAUCUUUUACAAAGCUAUGAGAGAAAUCAGUAUUAAAGUUUAUUGAAAUAUUGCAUAUUAAAUUAAGGAUAUUGCAUCAGUGAUGAAUAAGGACUAAUGGUUGUGCCUCAGAUGACAUUUGUAUGAUUCAUUUUAUCAUUUAUAUGAAAUUGAUGUGAUUUUUCUUCUGUUUAGUGGUUUAGUUGUGUUGUUGUAAAAAGGUGAAAUCAAUAAAUGUUUUUUCAAGGUGAUACACAUUUUGUGACCCA
Molecule: messenger RNA, 4185 nt
Organism: Anoplopoma fimbria (sablefish)
Lineage: Eukaryota; Metazoa; Chordata; Actinopteri; Perciformes; Anoplopomatidae
Gene: znf526
Product: zinc finger protein 526
Source: RefSeq, a predicted model, not a curated record